Messenger RNA from Closterium sp. NIES-65, 2269 nucleotides. NCBI's taxonomy places the organism in Eukaryota, Viridiplantae, Streptophyta, Zygnematophyceae, Desmidiales, Closteriaceae. The record is from the annotation of a GenBank genome assembly.
AUGGGGUCCGCUUACCCCACUAUUGCCACUGACGCACUAGCGCGCUUUCAGACAUGUCUGCUGAACACGUCCCACCCACCUCCCCGCAUCUCCCCCCUCGUCCACCCCAUCAUUGCAGCGGCUGCAAGGCAGGGACGUGACCGCCUGCAAGGCAAGGAGGCGACGUUUGUGACGGGCACGGACGAGCACGGGGAGAAGAUCGAACUGACACGCAAGCAGGUGACGUUUGUGACGGGCACGGACGAGCACGGGGAGAAGAUCGCCCUGGCGGCGGCCAAGAAUGGGCGCACCCCGCAGCAGCACUGCGAUGCUGUUGCUGAGGAGUACAAGCAGCUGUGGAGCAAGCUGCACAUCGCCUAUGAUCGAUUCAUCCGCCGCACCUCUCCCCGCCAUGAACCCGCACUGGACAUUGCCUAUGAUCGGUUCAUCCGAACCACCUCGCCUCGCCACGAGGCAGUGGUGCGGCAGUUCUACGAUCGAGUCAAGGCGAGGGGCGACGUGUACCGGGCGCAGUACGAGGGGCGCUACUGCAUUGCCUGCGAGGAGUAUAAGGACGAGAAGGAGCUAGGGGAUGGCACCACGUGUCCCACGCAUCUGACCUCCUGUGAGCACCGCAGUAAGGCCAGCUUUUCGCCAACCCCCUCUUAUCCUCUCUCUCCUUCCUUCCCUCCUCUGAUUCCACGUGAUGCCAACACCCCUCCCUACCAGGACGAGAAGGAGUUGGUAGAAGGCACCACCUGUCCCAUGCACCUCACUCCCUGUGAGCACCGCAGCGAGGACAACCUCUUCUUUGCGUUGCCUCUCCCUUCCUUCUCUGCUUGCACAUGCUCCCAACUAAUUUCCCACCAGGACGAAGAGGAGUUGGACGAGAAGGAGUUGGUAGAAGGCACCACCUGUCCCACGCACUUAACGCCCUGCGAGCACCGCAGCGAGGACAACCUCUUCUUUGCGCUCUCCUCGCACCAGCAUGACCUGGAGAAGAUUUUCCAAGAAAGACCUGAUUUCGUGCAGCCGAGCUUCAGAAAGAACGAGGUGUUGGCGUGGGUGGCAGAGGGAGCGAGGGAUUUCAGCAUCAGCCGGGCGGCAGUGACAUGGGGCAUUCCCGUGCCAGACGUGCCAGAGCAAACCAUAUACGUGUGGUUCGACGCUCUGCUGGGUGCUGGCGUGGCGUGGGGCAUCCCGGUGCCAGAUGCCUCGGUGCAAACCAUCUAUGUGUCGUUCGACGCGCUGCUGGGGUACAUCUCAGGGCUAUUGGAGGAGGGCGAUGAGCCGAGCCUGGACACGGCACAGCUUUUGAGGCGCCUCAAAAGCCUGGACAUGGCACAGCCGCAACCAUGCCAUGCGUCAUCCCUGCCUCACCCCCCUCCUCUCCUCCGCGUGUACAUCUCAGCGCUGCUGGAGGAGGGCGAUGAGCCAAGCCUAGACACAGCAGUCUCCAGGGGGUGGCCUGCCUCCGUGCACAUCAUAGGCAAGGACAUUCUGCGUUUCCACGCGGUCUACUGGCCAGCCAUGCUCAUGUCUGCCGGCCUGCCGACCCCCACCACCGUCUUUGGCCACGGCUUCCUCACCAAGGCAAGUCAUGCCAUUGCUACCCACACCACACCACACCACACCUUGGACGGGCACAAGAUGGGCAAGUCGGUGGGCAACACAAUCGACCCUGACGAGCUCGUAACAACCUUUGGAGCCGACGCCGACGGGCACAAGAUGGGCAAGUCCCUUGGAAACACUAUCGACCCCGUCGAAUUGGUAACAACCUUUGGGGCGGACGCGGUGCGAUACUUCUUCCUGCGGGAGAUUGAGUUCGGCAGCGACGGGGACUUCUCUAAAGAGCGAUUCGUUAACAUCGUCAACGCAAACCUUGCAAACACCAUUGGCAACCUGGUGAAUCGUACACUGGGUCUGCUCAAGAAGAACUGCAGCAGCACUCUUAGCAUUGACUCCGCUGCUCUGCCUCUCGACCACCCUCUCCGCACCACCACUGCUGCGUCUAUGGCAACGGCAGCAGCGUGCUAUGCUGCUCUGGACUUCAGCGGGGCGUGUGAGGCGAUUCUGGCGCCAGCAGCAGCGGGGAACGGGUUUUUGGAGGAAAGAGCACCUUGGAGCAAGUUCAAGAAGGGAGGGGCAGAUGCGGAAGAGGCGGCUGCGGACCUGGCGGCUGUGUUAAAGAUGGCUCACUGUGUGCUGGUGUUACCAGUGUCAGCGGACCUGGUGGCAGUGUUGGGGGGGUGGCUCGCUGACCUGGUGGCAGUGUUGGAGAUGGCUCGCU